AUGCCCCCAAUGCUUCGAUGGCUUGGGGAGCGAUUGGGCAAUAGUCAGUCACCAUCACACUCCAGUUCACCAUCUACAGCCAGUAGUGCUUAUUCGUCGCCUAGAAAGGAGGGCGAUCUCUCAGCCGCCUAUGCCUCGGACCCAUCACAAUGGGAGAGUUCAUUCGAAAAACUAUGGACCAAGGCGGAAAAAUGCCUAGAAAGAAUGGAAAACAACAACGAGCACGAGAUCAGUUAUGAAGAGGUCACAAUAUUCGUGAGUCUCUUGAAGGAGAUGUGCCAAUUGUUGAUGAUGGAGGUGAACGCACAGCCGGAACCGGCGAUUGGCCCUAUAUUGGAUCGGUUUUUCACUCAACAAAUCCUGGAGCGAACUAUGGAUUGGGCAAUUCAGGUUCCGUUGACGUAUAGGCCGAUAUGCCAGCUCGCUCUAAUCCGAGUCUACGACAUGAUUGUCAGCGAGAGCCACACACAAAACCAUUGUCUGUUGGUGCACAAACCGGUCUUGAUCCCGCUUUUCCGAUUAUUUGAAUGGUGUCGGAAUGAUACGGGUGCGAGGCAGCGAGGAAGAGGCGCAGAUCCAUCUGCAACUGACAAACAUUUUGUGCUUUUGCUGUAUCAGAUUUGCACAAAAAUGGCCGGCGACCCAACGCUACUCCACUUUUUCUUCACUUGCGCCGAAGGGGCCGACCAAUUCGUUGUGUUCAACCUACUCGUCAAAUUCCUCUACGAUCAGAACGACGUGGGACAGUUGGCGCGCGAUGCUCUACUCCUGAUCCUUUCGGUGUCAUCGAAAAAUAAAUCAGUUGCUGAAUUUGUUGCAAUAAAGUCUUCGUUUUGCCCGGUAUUGGCUACGGGGCUUUCCGGUUGUUUCUCCCAGCUAUCUCGAUUUUUGGGGGCGGAAAUGGAGAGAACCUUGGAUUCCGCAGCUCAUGAAGCCCUUACCGAUUUCCAUUCUAGUCUCCUUUUUUGUAAUGCUGUUGUACAGGCAGCUCACGGUGCUAUCGUCGAGAAAAUUGCUCAAUUCUUUUAUUCGGGGUUUUUGAUGUCGGUGGUAAGGCCAGCAUUAUUACAAGAAGAACGGGAAGGCGCUGCCGCGGCAACAGUCUAUUUACAAAUCUGUUUAUCCACAGUGACGGAAGAGCCACUGCUACGAACUAUCGUCCGCAUGUUACUGCUCGAAAAAGACGAUGAUGACAUUCUUCCCAUAAUUCAAAUAAUUAUUUCAAGGAUAAAGAUUGCUGAUCGACUGGGAACAGUAUCGUUGUCACUUCUUGACGAUUUGAUCCAACUGGGAUGCGAAGAUGUGAUGCUAGUGCUCGCUUUUCGGACGCUACUUCCAUUACGACAUGCCACCCGUUCAUUGUUAUCAAAAGUCCGGGACCAAAGCCAAUCGGUGCAGCUUUCGGAGAAACUGUUAGGUUGUGUGCCCCAAUGUGCUUUAAAGUAUGACGACGUUGCAUCUAGGCUUACCGUAAGCUUGUACAUGAAAGAAGGGGCUACUCUUAUUCAAAAACGAGUAGCUUCAUGCGCAAGAUGGAGAUGGAGAUACGAUGGAGUGCAGCCGAGUCCAUUAUUAUUCCGUGGAGAUUCGGAUGACGAGCGAUCGCUUCAUUCCGGUUUCCACCGACUUUCUUCUGUUAGAUCUUCCAUGUCUUCGUCAGCAAGGGGGAUAAAUCGCUAUUUCAGCUCUAAAAGUGCCCAUUUGACGGCGGAGAGUGGGGUCGGCGAAGCUGGACAUAAGCUUGCGUCAUUAGGAGGAUCUGCCGACCAAUCACCCCGCGAUAGCCGUUCUUCAUCCCCAGUCGUUGAAGAUUCCGAAUUUAUCCUUCCACCAAUCACUUCCUCAAAAAUGACGAGUUCCAUGGUAGACUAUUUUCAACUUGUUGCCUACGAUGAUCUCUCUGACGAUCCACCCUCAUCACCGGAGCGUUCAAAAGUACAAACGAAGCCUAUGAACGGUCAUUCAAACGGUGGAGAGCUGAUGUCAGAACGAGAAGAAAAAUCCGAAGCUGAAUCCUCGGCCCGCGGCUUCGACACCGAUGCAGAAAUGGCAAGGUCAUUUGUGCUCUCAGGAUUUGGUGAUGUGGAGGACCUCGAUACCUUCAAAAGUCUAUUGGAUCGACGUUUGUUAAACCCCAAAAAGAUGGCUGGACUCGCAGAAAAUAUGGCUUUCAUUGACAGCAAGAUCCAAUAUAUGAGAGAGCUGGCUGAGGAGAAGGUCGAAGAACCAGCUGAUAUCUCUGGGGCUUCUGAACCACAAAAUGAAACUGGACAUGAGGAACCGUUGAGGGGACAGCCAAUUGAGCAGGUUCCUGGAAAUGAAGAUAAAUUCUUUGUGGAUGAUUUAUUCGACCAACUGGAUUCAAUGUGUGGGCAUGGAUUGGCGUAUAACAUUCAGUUAGCGCGUGUCCUGGUUUCCCUAGCCACAUACCCGCAUCCACUGCUCGUCUCCUAUAUGUUUAAUUAUUCGAAUGAUCCCGAUUCGCAUGGGACACGAUUGUUUGAGAUUCUUGAAUCACUUCGUGACCGCGUGGAUGCAUAUGCAGAGACUGUCGAGGGUGUCGAUGUAUUUAUCGGUCGAGCCGUUCGACAGUUGAAUGCUAAAGUUGGUCGCGCAGGGCGACAGCCAGACUUUGCGACUCGUUUUAUCGAAAGUCCGCGUGAAGAUCCGAACUUAGCGCGUGGGAGGAAUUACGGUGGCUCCGGGAGGAGGAAUUAUUAUAGAUAUCACUCCCAUAAGGUGGUCGAAUCCCGAGAAGCUGCUCGCAUUGACGAAACGACAAAAUGUGUCGUCCAUUCCGCUAUCGUUCUUGCUCAUCUUGUUCAACAACUAGCAGGAAUUGUCCUCCACUAUCCAAUCGCUGUCCUCAACCAGUACAAUCCUCCAAAUAAUUCA
Mesorhabditis spiculigera is the source of this 2895-nucleotide messenger RNA. NCBI's taxonomy places the organism in Eukaryota, Metazoa, Nematoda, Chromadorea, Rhabditida, Rhabditidae. The record is from the annotation of a GenBank genome assembly.